GACAAAAGCAGAACCAUCCAAAUAGACGCUUUUCAUGUAUUCAAGCUAUUCGUUGCUAAUCAAAACAAGCCAACAGAGAUUGGAACAAUUCUCAUGACGAACAAAAGCAAAAUUCUUCGGCUUUUGGGUGCAUUAACAUUAGAUAAAGAUGAUGAACAGUUUGAAGCAGAUAAGACCGAGGUUAUGAGAGAAAUAGCAGCACUGUCACUGUAACUAUAUCCAUAAGUUCAUUCAGCUCUUGCAUGAUUUCAUUAUUAUUAUUAUUUAUUAUUAUUAUUAUUAUUUUGUGAUGCCUUUCAUUGCUCAAUUAUCAUGAAAGGUUUGAUAUGUUGAAGAAUUUUAUGCGUUCUAAGUUUUG
Molecule: messenger RNA, 358 nt
Organism: Phalaenopsis equestris
Lineage: Eukaryota; Viridiplantae; Streptophyta; Magnoliopsida; Asparagales; Orchidaceae
Product: putative MO25-like protein At5g47540
Biological process (GO): intracellular signal transduction
Molecular function (GO): protein serine/threonine kinase activator activity
Source: RefSeq, a predicted model, not a curated record